UUACAUUAAAGGGAUAGGUGCUGGGAAAAGGCUUUGGACGUUAUAGGAUAGCUCAAUUUUGUUCAAGGCUAAACUGGAUCAUGUACAGGGAAGGCUCGGAAUUUAGGGUGUUAAAAUGUAUCGUUGAAACGUAACCGACAAAAUACGCCGGAUUCGCAAGGGCUUAUUUCAGGAUGCUGAUUUGCAGUAUUUGCUUACUGUCUGUAGCCGCGAUACAAAGGUUUACUUUUAAUUUCACCUUGUGCUUAACCACAGCUUUUGCCAUAUUGCAGAGUUUGAGGAGAUCGCUUGAAAUGACACAUGAUAAUUUGGAGUGUCAGAAGAGGGUUGUUCGGAAAGGUGUUCCCCUCAUUUGGCGAGCACUCGCCCCCACUGAAGGGGAGAAAUGAGAUUUUGAGUGACAUGUGUGAAGCCAGGAUGGAAUGGAUAGUAUGUGACGUGGGAAAGCAAGUGCAUUCGCUGGAGGAAAAAAAAAAAAAAAAUGUCAUGCCGUGGCACACUUAAUUCAAACGUGAAGGCUUUACAUGGCAUUUACUCCUAGCAGAAUUGCCGCUGUGAAGGAUAUUCUGCAGCAAUUCCAAUGCACACGGCUGAAGUAUAUCGAGACGCAAUGCAAAUGGUAGAGAUGACGUCUGAAAGAGAUCAACUGGCAUGCAAGCUGCUGUUGGAUGUGUUUCCAAGUCCAUCUUUAAUUUUUUCAAACUAAUGUGAAUACCAGUUUGUCUUGCUAAUCUUAGUAAAUACUGACUGAGACCCAUAACUGUUUCCAGAGGGUGGGAUACAGUGGAAUCUAUGUGCACCUGGGAGAAGAAAUCCACACACAAUGGACUCUGUGUUCAUGUCAACAGCAGAAAAACGAAGAUGAGAUUUCUGACAGCCUAUCUCAGUCCCCCAAGACCAAGAGAAAACUGCUGUAGUUCAACCUGCCAAAAUCUGUGGGAAGAUUAUUUUGAACAAAAAUGUUCUCAGAUUCUUGCAAACGGACAGGAAAACACAUGUUGGAUGGCUUGAAGAGAUACUGCCAUGUUGUUUUUUUUCUUCUUCUUGGAAUCCAUUGUGGAAAGACGAGAGAAUCAAGUUAUUGUUGAAGAGAAUAAGCCUGUUUUCACAAUACUGUUGAGAUCAUCUAAUGGAUUUCUGUUGAGGCGGACAUACAGAGUGCAGUGGCCUAUGUCGCAGGAGUGCUAUUAAGAGAGGGGUCCUCCACAGACUGAAUUUAGAGGAUGAGGACACCAAGAAGACAAUGAUGCAUGUUAAAAUGAAUUCAGGUCGAUGGAAAACUUCAAGUGAAGGCUCACUUCAUUCCACCUAAACCUGCCUGUUGGAGUUGCAAGGGCUGUUGAGAAGGCAACGUGUUCACUUGGGAGUGCCAAAUCCUUUUGGCUUUGGGUUGCGUUGGCUUUUGGCCGGGGAUCUACUUGUGGGUUCUGUGUUUCGUUCUCCAUUUUGGCUUGGUUUCUGAUUAUGUGCUUUGGACUUCAUUGAGUUUUGCGGGAUCGUUUGGUUUACCUGUGGAUCUUCUCCAGUGCGCACAACUGGUCUCCUGUCUGGCGGACUGCAGAGACCCCUUUGGGUCCUGCCCGUGACACCUUGGUUUGGUUGAGGCUUGCCAGGAGGACGUCUCGGUGGGAUUUUGUUCUGCUUGCGAAAUGGAUGUCUCGCGCUCUGUUGGACUCCGCAAAAAGAGGAGGUCAAGGUCAGAGAGGGACCGGGAGAGGAGGUCCAAGGGGCUACGGAACAACCACGUGAGGGCCAGCGUGCUUCGUUUUUCCUCGGAUUCGGAGAGGGAGGAGAGCAGGAACCCCUCGUCCUCCCGGCCCAGACCGCCCAGGAGGAAGAGGAAGGAGUCUACGUCAGCUGAGGAGGACAUCAUCGAUGGCUUUUCGAUUUCUGGCUUCAUGUCCCUGGAAGCCUUACAGAAGGACAUGUCUCUGAAGCCACAGGAGCAUGCGGACAGCCAGCCCGGGCCCCUGCACAAGAGGAGGCUGGGAAGGGUGGCCAACGGCCUGAGCCUGGGCCCGCGGAAGUCCCGCCACCUCCACCAACACUCGGACCAGGAGAACAACCCCCGGCUGGCCCACACGCUCAGCAAGAAGAGGAGACUGCAGAAGAAGCACCGACCGCUGAAGCCGGGACAGAACAACUGCAAGGACAGCGACAGCGAGAGUGUCAGUGGAGAGUCCAAGCCGUCCUUCCAGAGCAGCUCCCGAGACCAGCUGAGUGAUUGUGACAGCGAGAGUGACCGAGAAGACAAGGGCUCCGAUGCCAGCUCAGAGAAGCUCUUCAGCACUGUUACUAAUAAAGUUCCGGAUUUCAGCGUCGCCACACUCGCCCCGAAUGACAGCCAAGAAGCACGAGGCCUGGGCCUCCCCAAGGUGUCGGGCCUAGAGAGGAGCCAGGAGCGGAGCAAGGAGAGCGGCAAGGAGCCUUCCCUUCUGGUGCCCGGCCUGCCCAAACAGCCCGUCCCAGAGGCCCCGGCCCCAGCCGCGGCCCCUCUCCCUAGCCCCGCCCCUCGAGCGGAGCCUGCCCCGCCCCUCCAGUCCCCCGCCUCGGCCCCGCCCCGACAGCAGGGCCCGGAGCCCCCUCCGACGGCCCCGCCCCGGCCCCGUGCCCCGCCCCUGCAGCAGCCCGAGCCCCCGUCUCACCCCCGCCCCCCUCCCACCCCCAACCCCCACCGGCACACGCCCUCUCCCGCCCUCCCGGCCAACCCCAGCCAGCCUGGGCCCCACCGGCCCCCGUCCCGCUGCCUGCCCAGGCCCCUGUCUUCGUACGGCAGCAACCACAGCCUCAACUGCAUAAGCAGCAGCCGGAGCAGCACCCCGGGCAAGCCUCACGGCCCCCAGCCGCCCCCGCACCUACCCCAGCACCCGCCCGGCUCAGCCUUCCCCCUCCCCCUCCCCACCCAGACCGCGGCCCACAGCUUCCCGCCGGCCCCCCUGCAGUCCUCGCCGCACCCCAAUAUGUUCGCGCCUCCAGCCGCCUUGCCUCCACCUCCACCGCUCACGUCAAGCACUCUGCCGGUCCCCGGACACCCCGCGGGCGGUCCUUACUCAGAACAAGACCUGCUGCGGCAGGAGCUGAACACCCGAUUCCUCGCCUCGCAGAGCGCCGACCGCGGGGCGUCCCUGGGCCCGCCGCCCUACCUGCGCACCGAGUUCCACCAGCACCAGCACCAGCACCAGCACCAGCACCAGCACACCCACCAACACACCCACCAGCACACCUUCACCCCCUUCCCCCACGCCAUCCCGCCCUCCGCCAUCAUGCCCACCCCUGCACCACCCAUGGUGCGUACCCCGGCCAGAAAUUUUGACAAAUACCCUACAAAAGUCGAUCCCUUCUACAGACACAGUCUCUUUCACUCCUACCCUCCGGCUGUGUCCGGGAUCCCCCCCAUGAUCCCCCCCACGGGGCCGUUCGGCUCUCUGCAGGGGGCCUUCCAGCCCAAGACCUCGAACCCGCUGGACGUGGCCUCCAGGCCUGGCGCAGUACCACACACGCUCCUGCAGAAGGACCCCAGGUUGACGGAUCCUUUCCGGCCCAUUCUGAGGAAACCCGGAAAGUGGUGCGCGAUGCAUGUCCACAUUGCCUGGCAGAUUUAUCACCACCAGCAGAAAGUGAAGCAACAGAUGCAGGUCGACCCUCACAAGCUGGACUUUGGGCUCAAGCCGGAAUUCCUCAGUCGACCCCCUGGCCCCAGCCUUUUUGGUGCAAUCCAUCACCCCCACGACUUGGCACGUCCCGCGACCCUCUUCUCUGCUGCAGGUGCUCCACACCCUGCUGCCGCACCCUUCGGACACCCGCCCCACCACCCCAGCAACUUCCUCACCCCGGCGCCUCAUUUAGAGCCCUUCAGCAGACCGCCGUCGUUCGGGGGUCUGGCCACCCUGAGCACAGCGGCGUUUGGCGGCCUGGGGAACCCGGCACUGACGCCCAACUCUGUAUUCGGGCACAAAGACGCCCCCGGCGCACAGCAGCACUUCAGUAACCCCCACGAGCCCUGGAACAGGCUCCACCGCACCCCGCCCUCCUUCCCCACGCCCCCGCCCUGGCUCAAGCCCGGAGAAUCCGAACGGAGCUCCUCGGUGACCGGGCACGACCGCGACCGCGACCGCGAGAGGGAUACGGACAAGCGGGACUCCUCCGUCAGCAAAGAGGACAAAGAAAGGGAAGCCAUGGAGAAGCGGCACCAGAGCCACCCGUCCCCAGCCCCCGUCAACUCCAUCGGCCUGCUAGGUCACAACCGCUCCUCCGACCCCCCGCCCCGGAGCCACCUCCCCGGCGAGCCCCGGGACAAGGACAAGCCCAAGGACCGGGAGCGGGAGCGGGAACGUGACCGGGACCACGCCGACUCCUGGAAGGACUCCAACCCCGAGGAGCACAAGCUGAAGGAGAGCCAGCACAACGAGAAGGAGGCGCCCGUCAUCCAUGACAACCGCGUCGCCCCCGACGACAAGCCCGCCAGCCGGGUGACCCCGCCCUACAUGCGGCCCCCGGGGCUGGAGCGGCACGGCCGCGAUUCGGGCGGAGGAGGAGGAGGAGGAGGAGGGGAGAAGAAGGGCGAGGCAGCGUACGAGCACCAGAAGAAAGGAGGCGAGGUGAAGGUGAAGGAGGAGAGGAAGGAGGAGCAGGAGGCGCAGAACGACGGCCCCCCUCCCCACCGGGCCCCGGAGCACCCGCCCCAGCCGCCCCCGCACCCCCACCCGCCCCCGGCCCCUCACCCUCCACCCCCCUCCUCGGUGGCCUCCAUGUCGGUCCCCGUGGGCAUGGCCGGGGUCCACCCCAUGAACAGCAUCAGCGGCCUGGAGAGGACUCGCGUGGUCGCCCCCUUCAUGGGCAUCAGCCCCAUCCCGGGGGCCGAGAGGUUCCCCUACCCCGCCUUCCACUGGGACCCCAUGAGGGACCCCCUGAGGGACCCCUACAGGGGGCUGGACAUCCACCGGCGCGACCCCCUGGCCCGGGACCUCCUGCUGAGGAACGACCCCCUGCACCGGCUGGCGGGCCCCCGGCUGUACGAGGUGGAGCGGUCGUACCGCGACCGCGAGCCGCACGACUACAACCGCGAGCACCACCACCACCACCCCCACCCGCUGGCCCUGGAGCACCGGCGCGAGCAGGAGCGCGCCCAGCUGGAGGAGCGCGAGCGUCUGCACAUGCUCAGAGAGGACUACGAGCACGCCCGGCUGCACCCCAUGCACCACGCCGUGCUCGACCCCCACCAGCUGCACCCGGGCCUCAUGACCCCCGGGCUUCCCAGCAUGCACUACCCCCGGGUCAGCCCCUCGCAGGCGCAUCAGAACGGCAUCCUCAACAAAACCCCGCCCACCGCCUCGCUCAGCGCCCCGCCCCCCCUGAUCCCCACCCUGGGGGCGCGGCCGGGCUCCCCCCGAAGGACUACGCCCCUGACGACGGACCUUAGAGACAGGCCGCCCUCCCACACUCACAAAGACAUCGAAGCGCGGUGAAGCCCCGAGCCAGCGGACGCCCUGAAACCUCGUGCCUGACUGACGGACGGACACUGAACGUCGAGCACUUAGCAUCAGGCACACAGAGACCCUACCGUAGCUAUGUACAAAUUUGACAAUGGGCUAAGGGAGAUGGGGAAAAUUACUGAUGUUUUUGUAAAAAAGAAAAAAAAAAAAAGAAAAAAAAUGGAACAAAAACAAUUUAAAAUUUUACAAACAUUUUAUCCAGUUUGCUCCUGCUUUUUGUGUGUAUCCUUUUAUUUGUACAGAAACCCCUGGUUUUCCCCCCCGACACUCGGCCGAGACACCCUAAGCGAAGAUCGAUUUUGGAAUGUACAGGCGCUCAAAAUCGUUUUUGGGAAGAGACGGAAAGGCUUUGUAGAUAACGUGUACAGUCAGCGUGCUUGCCCCCUAAGGUUUUAAUUCGAGGUACAGUACAAAUAUGCAAAAGGGUGUAACGAGAGCUUUACUUUUCAACAAAUGUACAUAGAGACGGGAGAGAGGCGAGGGGCGGAGCCUUAGGCGGAUUUGUUUUGCUGUCGCGGCCUGCUUGUUCUGUACGAGGUCAGCACCGUUAACACAGACCACCCUCCAACUAUGCAAUGAAUGUUCCGGCUUUCCCUCCGAAAGCCGCCAUUUCUCAAAGGAGCCUUUUUCACUAUCCAGACUUACCAAGAACAGCUGUGUUCUCUCCACUCCCACCACCUUUUAUGCGAGUGCUUUUUCAAAGUUCAAAUUAAUGCUAUUAGUUAAAUAACUUGACCCCGUUCCCUGAUUGGCUAAAUAAGGAAAAUGUUAUACAGUUCAUUCCUGAAUGUAAUUUGGUUGCUGGUGACAAUCCUUAAACUUGCAUUUUUGAAAUAUAUAUAUAUAUAUAUACAGAUAUGUAUAUCUGUGAAAAUAUUAAAUAUGAAUGAAAAGAAUCCCAUUGAAGUGACCAAUCCAUUACAGAUCCAUCUCUUCCUGCUACUCUUUUAUUAGUAGGCUACAUUUUUCCAUCACUUUCAUCUUUUUUGAGUGGAGAGAAUAUGGUUCAAACACGACAAGACAGAAAACAUUUCUUCUAAAGGAGUGUAAAGUAUGUGUAUGAAAAUAAAAUUAGUUCCGUUGGUCUAACAGUGUAUUAAAGUGCUAUCCCAAGUUGAUGUAUCUACAAAAAAAACCAUGAAAAGACAAAAAAGCGACGCCUAACUAUGAACAGUUUGUUUCUAAUGAGCAGAGUUCUAUUUUAGUAUAGUCCCCUGAAGGUUUAGUUGUGCGCUUCAAACUGUGUGAAAUCCAGAUGUUGUGCAGUGUUUUUUAUCAAACAAAAAAUGUACACUGGAGCAGUAGUGUUAGUUAAUGAGUAUUGCAAAGAGAUUGUUAACAAAAACUUUUUUGCUGUUUAUCAUGUACGUAAAAUGAAGUCCUUUCUAGAUCUUUCUAGAUCAUUAUGUAAAAAAAAAAAAACAAGCGAAGCGACUGAAUCUUCAGCAUGUUCCUCAUUUAAACUUGUGUUAUGUAAAUUGUGCCAUGUUAUUAAAAAAUGUGAAUUAAGGAA
Conger conger (European conger) is the source of this 7005-nucleotide messenger RNA. It is a transcript of the gene auts2a, whose product is annotated as activator of transcription and developmental regulator AUTS2 a. Lineage: Eukaryota; Metazoa; Chordata; Actinopteri; Anguilliformes; Congridae. The coding region runs from base 1650 to 5465 and encodes 1271 amino acids. The record is from RefSeq and is a predicted model, not a curated record. The transcript is spliced from 19 exons.